AGAAGUCAAGGCAGAGACUCUUCCAAGAACAAAAACUCAAGACUUGUUCCUCGGAAACAUCUCUUCUAGUUUUAACGUUUUUGUUACAUUUCUUCGUAAUUGUUCUUUCCCGGUGAGGAGUAGAGGGAUUGGGUGAGAGAGAUGGGCGUGCAGUGGGUUCUGGUGUGCCACGGCCUGGUGACGCUGUUAGUGGUGAUAUCGUUUCUGUGUGGGCAGUGGCCUAUCUUUCAGGGGACUUUCGUCGAACGCAUACACCACUUCCUCACCUUCGGCGCCUACGAUUACUUCCUGCGGUUUGUUGGGACUCUGUGUGGCUCCAAGGCGACCGAUGCUAUUCUCUCUAUGGAGUAUUUCUGCUGCGAUCGACCCAAUCCCAUUUUACAGUUCAUAUAUCUCAUGAUGAUUGGAGGAAUAUAUUAUUUUAUUUCAAAGUUUUGCUUCAACUAUAUUCCUGGCUAUUAUUUAAGUGGGGUUCACAGGUACACAAGCUUGUUGGCUGUUGGUGUCGGUGUUCUGCUCUUUCUAUUGACUAGCUUUUCUGAUCCAGGAACUGUGAAGGCUGAGAAUGUUUCACAGUAUAUCUCUGCCUACCCAUAUGACAAUGUUAUUUAUUCUGAGAAAGAAUGUUCAACUUGCAAAAUUCCAAAACCUGCCAGGUCCAAGCACUGCAGCAUUUGUGAUCGCUGUGUUGCUCGCUUUGACCAUCAUUGUGGAUGGAUGAAUAAUUGUAUAGGAGAGAGAAACACCCGCUACUUCAUGGCUUUUCUUUUGUGGCAUUUUCUUAUUUGCAUAUAUGGAACGGUUGCCAUUGGGUUGGUUCUUGCUGGACAGUUAAAAGAAUUAAGAGUUGUAUAUAUUCUAACUGUUUAUUAUGGCAUCGAAAAUUCUUUACGUCGUUUAGUGCCACAUAUUGUACAGUGGUUACUGGCCUCCUACAACACUCAAAUACUUAUGAUGGUUUUUCUUGCAAUAGUUUCACUGCUAUUGGCGGGGUUCUUUGGCUACCAUGCCAACCUAUGUCUCACCAAUACCACCACGAAUGAGACUUUCAAAUGGCAAGAUUACAUAAGCUGGCAGAAGAAGCUAAAUGAAGCAAGGGCAAGUGCUGCAGCCCUCAAAGCAGGUAUCAGUGGGAUGAGAAUUGAAGGAGAGCCUCCAAAGAUCAAAUGGAGAUCAUUUUUUAGAAAAUCCACCACAGAAAAUGUGCAGGUCACAAAAAAUAACAUUUACGAUAAAGGAUUCUUCCACAAUCUUCUGGAGAUCAUCUUCCCCCUAUCAAUGAGAUCCUCGUUUUUGCAAACCAAAUCAAAGUCUGGCUGAAAUUUCCAUUAAUGCUUGUUGUUCACCUGGCUGUUGUUUCUUCCAAUAGAAUCGGCUUCGUCAGUUGUUUUUGCAAUUUUCACUUAAUAGAUGGCCAGCCAGGGAGCCUGAGGAAGGACUGUGUAAAUCAGAACCUUUUACAUCACUUACCAUUUAUGGCUGCAGUCUGAGAUUAUAGGACAUUCUGCUGUGAGAAUUGAUGGGUCGGAAUAUGGUGAAAUAUUAUUGGAAAAUAGUAAACACCCUCAUUUUGUAAGAGUUUCCUUUGGUGCCAUUACUUAUAUAGUAAUCGUUUUUCCUCU
Molecule: messenger RNA, 1622 nt
Organism: Corylus avellana
Lineage: Eukaryota; Viridiplantae; Streptophyta; Magnoliopsida; Fagales; Betulaceae
Product: DHHC-type zinc finger family protein
Biological process (GO): protein targeting to membrane; peptidyl-L-cysteine S-palmitoylation
Cellular component (GO): Golgi apparatus; endoplasmic reticulum
Molecular function (GO): protein-cysteine S-palmitoyltransferase activity
Source: RefSeq, a predicted model, not a curated record